GAAUUGCUUCACUUCGCCGGCUCGGUCGUAGCCCUGUUCGCCGAUCAAGAAGAAUCACACGGUGGUACCACAAUGGCUAAAAAUUAUGUACAGCACAGAAUUCUUCAAGGCUUGCAUUGAUCACUUGGACUCAAAAGGGAAAUAUUUAGAUCAUUUCUGUAUUGAUUGUCUUCAGCCUAUAUGUCUGAACUGUCUUGCCCAGCACAUGUUUCACAAGCAUGUUAAGAUUCGGAGAUAUAUUUACAGUGAUGUGAUUAACCGCCGAGACUUGUGCAAGCUCUUCAACUGUUCUGGCAUACAGACUUAUCACACAAACAAAGCCAAAGUGGUUUUCUUGAAGCAAAGGCAUCAACCACAUCAGCAACAGCAACAACAUAAUUAUAAUACUAAAUUAAGAGAGUAUAUGUGUACCAUCUGCUACAAGAAUUUGCAAGACAAUUCCCUCUAUUGCAGUGUAGCCUGCAAGGUUUUAGCAAUUCAUGGAAACGAAUGCCAGAGAAAAGCCACAUGUGGUGAUCAUGGUUUUGAAGAUAAUAAGGAGAAAAAUGGAGGUAAUAGAAAUCUGAAAGUAUCAAUUAACAAAAGGCCAAAGUUAAGGAGAAAAGGAGUCCCUAUAAGAUCCCCAAUGUUCUGAUCAGGAAAGUAACCAUUCAUGAAAAAUUGAAAACAAGAAGAGGUUGAAAAACAUUGGAAUUAUAUCCAUGAACACAAUGUUCUGAAAAUCUGAAUUUUUGUCUGUGAUUUUCCUUCGCCGGUCUGAUAGCGGCGAGCAUGGACUGAUUUCUCUUUUGUUGAAGAAAAGGCCUGUGCAUGUACUCCUUUCAGUCCUUUGGCUACCUUGUGAAGGUACUACUUUCUGGGUUUUGUAGCUCCAACAAGACUUGGUUCCCUGGGGGCUGCUUGCUAGGCUGAGUCUGCUGCAUGUGUUUGAUUGAAGUCUACUGUCUUGUUAAAGUAAUUAUAAAAAAAAAAAAUAGAAGUCAUGGUCAAUGUUUUUUUCUUCAUCUUCUCUCAGA
This is a messenger RNA of Argentina anserina (silverweed cinquefoil), 1016 nucleotides long. RefSeq names its product protein RGF1 INDUCIBLE TRANSCRIPTION FACTOR 1-like. Lineage: Eukaryota; Viridiplantae; Streptophyta; Magnoliopsida; Rosales; Rosaceae. Bases 86 to 634 code for a protein of 182 amino acids. The transcript has 5 exons. The record is from RefSeq and is a predicted model, not a curated record.